Molecule: messenger RNA, 3159 nt
Organism: Engraulis encrasicolus (European anchovy)
Lineage: Eukaryota; Metazoa; Chordata; Actinopteri; Clupeiformes; Engraulidae
Gene: eef2k
Product: eukaryotic elongation factor 2 kinase
Exons: 19
Coding region: 360-2597 (745 amino acids)
Biological process (GO): myosin II filament disassembly; protein phosphorylation; response to differentiation-inducing factor 1
Molecular function (GO): elongation factor-2 kinase activity; calmodulin binding; ATP binding
Source: RefSeq, a predicted model, not a curated record
GAAGCUCACUUUACUGUGUGGGCUGGGUUGCCGCUGCUACUUCGUACGUGCAGUCCGCACAUGUUGUUGUGGAGGACGAGUACAGAGCACUCGAGGAGGAACAUAAAGCCAGCAGCGGAGUGCAGGACUGUUUACAGCAUUUGUCGACCAGGGUUAACAAGCAUCACCACCACCACCACAAGGGGACAGAGAGUGACAGCUGCUACACCAAAAGAUACCGCCAAGUCAACGGCAAAAAGGUUACUAAAACGAAAGGGAAAACGCUUCUUUGUACACGCGCGGCAUGAGUUCUUUCUUUCUGCAUUACUCGGUUGUGUGACAAAAGAAGGUCCUGAGCACGACUCAACAAUCUUGUCAGGAUGGCCGAGGACGAGCUUAUGUUUACAAUGGAGGAGGUGGUGGGCAACCCCUCGAAAGGUGGCAAGAGCAAGAAGCAACAGAGGUCCAUCUCAUUCGCUGUCCCCAACUCCAAAGACAGCGAUGACGAAGAUGAUGAUUACUACAUGGGCCUAUGCCCCAUCACUGACGACCCCCUCACCCCCACCAAAGAGAUCUGUGACUACCUGCAGAACCUGGUGGUUAACAAGCAGCUGUCAAACUCCUUGCCCAAGAAUAAUUUUGCCUACAGGAGCCCAAAGGAGAAUGCAUCUGACGAUCGGGCAGUCAGGUUUGGGUCGUUGACUGAGAGAGGUCGGGCGGCGUGGAAGCAUGCUAUCGAGAAGGCCAAGGCCAUGCCAGACCCCUGGGCUGAGUUUCACCUGGAGGAGGUGCAGACAGAACCCUGCAUCCGAUACAGGUACAAUGCUGUCACAGCCGAGUGGGCACAGGACCCUGUGUUCAUCAAGAUGUCUGGCCAGCCGUUUGGAAGAGGAGCCAUGAGGGAAUGCUACAGAACGAAGAAGCUGUCCAACUUCUCCCACAGUAGCAAAUGGACGUCGGCCUCCAACUAUGUGGCCAAGCGCUACAUGGAGCCGGUGGACCGCGACGUCUACUUUGAGGACGUACGGCUGCAGAUGGACGCCAAGCUGUGGGGCGAGGAGUUCAACCGACACAGACCACCUAAACAGGUGGACAUCAUGCAGAUGUGUAUCAUUGAGAUGACGGAUCGUCCCGGUAAGCCCUUAUUCCACCUGGAACAUUACAUCGAGGGCAAGUACAUCAAGUACAACUCCAACUCGGGCUUCGUACGUGACGAGAACAUUCGCCUCACGCCACAGGCUUUCAGCCACUUCACGUUUGAGCGCUCCGGCCACCAGCUGAUCGUGGUGGAUAUUCAGGGCGUAGGGGACCUCUACACAGACCCCCAGAUCCACACGUCACUCGGCACUGACUUCGGUGACGGGAACUUGGGAGUCCGCGGCAUGGCCCUGUUCUUCCAUUCUCACCAGUGCAACUCCAUCUGUGAAACCAUGCAACUCUCCGCCUUCGACCUGUCCCCUGCUGAGAAGCAACAGCUGGACAGCACUAACCGAAUGCUGCAGUCGGCCCAGACGGUUUUGCGUGGCUAUGAGGAGAUCUGCGGGUCUCCACGCGUCAGGACCAGCUCCUUCAACCGCGCGCCACCCCGGCUCUCCCGCUUCUCCGAGACCUCCUCGGUGGACGAGAGCAUGAGCGACGGCGGCGACUCCACCCCUUGCUCUCCCCUCACCAUGUUCCCCUUCGACAGCAAGGCGCUCCACGGCUCACCAAAUGCAAAUGAGGUCAAUGAUGCUGAUCAGAAGGACUCCGAAAAUGGAGGUGACAGCGGCUGCCCUAGUGAGAGGAGGAGUGAUGGGGACCCAGCAGAACACCACCACGACAGGGGUCGCCCCAACUACUUCAGGCAUUACUCUGAAUCGGAUGAGGACAGUGUCCGUCGGCUGACAGAGGAGAAAUGGAGUUUCUACCACUCGUCGCGCUCGCACAUCCACAGACCCUCCUGCGUGGCCGUGGAGGUGGAGAGGCUCAACUCACUCUUAAUGGAGAAAAAGAUCGGCAAAUCUAUUCUGGGCAAGGUGCACCUGGCGAUGGUGCAUUACCACGAGGCGGGGCGCUUCUGCGAGAAGGACCAGGAGUGGGACCGCGACUCGGCCCUGUACCACCUGGAGCGGGCAGCUAUGUGUGGGGAGCUGGAAGCCAUCGUGGCCCUGGGCCAGUGCUACCUCCAGCUGCCCCAUAACGUCCUCCCCGACAUGGAACUGGAGGACUCUGAGGAGAACAGGGAGAAGGGCUUUGAGUACCUUCUUGACGCCGCCGAGGCUGGAGACAGACCCAGCAUGAUCCUGGUCGCCAGGGCUUUCGACAAAGGUCACAACCUUCCAUCCGACAGGAAGCAGGACUGGCAGGAGGCCAUCCACUGGUACGACACGGCGCUCAACAUGACGGACUAUGACGAGGGCGGCGAGUACGACGGUAUGCAAGACGAGCCCCGCUACCUCCUGCUGGCCCGGGAGGCCGAGAUGUACCAGGAAGGAGGCUUCGACCUGGACGCAGACCCACAGCGAGCCGGGGACCUCUUCACAGAAGCAGCGGACGCAGCUAUGGAGGCCAUGAAGGGUCGCCUUGCCAACCAAUACUACAUGAAGGCUGAGGAGGCUUGGGCGUUAAUGGAGGAAUGAGAAUAGACAAGCCCCUUCAGUUUCAUGAUGGGUCUUCGUUUAAAAACAAAAACAAAUAACACAACCUCCUUGGCGGAGGUAACAAACAAAACAAAAAAAACAUGUUUACAAGCAGUUAGUUUAUCUGUGUGCUGGUUGCUUUCUCUACUGCUAUGACUGGUGCUUUCUCUCUCUCUCUCUCUCUCUCUUGCUUUCCCUCUCUGUUUUGCUUUCCCUCUCUGUUUUUUUAUUUGUAUUUCUCUGUUUGUCUGUCUGUCUCUCUCUCAAUUUAUGUCUUUAUCUCCCUUUGUACUCUUUCUCUAUUGCCUUUUUCAGGCACCACUAUUCCCCAACAACAUACAGUUGUGUCUGGGAGUGCUGGUUGCCGAGGAGUUUUCAGGAUCAAAAUGUUUACUUGGACUUUCCCUAAUUUUGUAUAGUUGUAUAGAAUGCCUUGUGCUUGGAAGAACAUGGAGGGUCUUGCCACGUCUGCAUGAAUGCCUGUAUGAUGUGAACGAGACUAUUAAGAUGCAUGGAAUGUGCUGUCUUUCUGCCAACAAGGGAAUAAAGUCAAUAUUUUUAA